GGAGAAUCAUCCAUUGACUGCCUAGCCUUCUCUGAGAUGCUGACGAUUGUGAUGUGCGCCCAUUGUUUUCAAUCUACCUGCUAUUUUUUUGGUACAUUCACCCAGAGAAAGAUCGACAGCCUCCCAGAAUCGACGAGACGAUAGGUGCUGCUCGACUCCGGUUCUAGCACUGUUCGUGUUCGCUACAAUUCACUCAUGUUCCCCGACUCCCUACGACCCUGACCUGGAAACGUCUCCAGAGACACAGUAACUAUGAUUGGCUGCGAGACUUGAUGAACUCGAACAGCCAGUAGACUCAAUCCUUCACGACUGCUAUUCAACAACCCGUUUGCCGUAUCUGUCUCAAAUACUAGUUCUCGACUCAAUUUGAUACGCAUCACUCGACUACUGUGAGAGACACAUUGCCUGCAUCAGCCCACACCUCUCAGGGAAGGACAGUUCACAACUUUGUCGCGUUCAGGCCUGUGCAAACGACUUGGACAAGUCAGCGGGGCUGAAACUGCAAAUAUACGAAGUCUGAUGGCCUGAUAUCCUCUUCCAUUAGACGAGCACGCUUUAGACCGUCGAUCUCAUCAAUAAACUCUGACCAGCGACUAUCCCAAGGCACUUCGUGCCUGGGUUGCAACGGUGGGCUUUGCGAAUCCCGCAUUACACCGAUCUCAAGUCGUGGCACUUUUCUCUCGAAGCAUACGUAAACGAAAAAUAAGCCAAUCCCGGCUUUCCUUGUAUACCAAGUCUCAACAGGCUUGAGGGCAGGCUCACGACGGUGUCAUUGAUGAACCUCUGAAACGAUGGUAACCCACACAAUGCGAGCAUCUAGGGCAAGGAAGAUGGCCUUCCUUGCGCGCUCCUACUCGACCGCCGUGGCCAUCACCGACCCCCUCGUCAAGUAUCGCACCCUUGUAUCGACCAAAAUACUCUCCCCGGACCCGGAUCAGCAUCGACUCGCCAUUCACCUGCAAAAGCUUUACGGCCGUUUGAAGGACUAUGCCCCCGAGGUCGACUACCGCGAGCGUCUCAAGCAGGUUGCUGAUAUUCCCGAGGCUCGCGACCCCGAUGAGGCCGCCGCGACGCUCGCCAUGCCGAGCCAUCCCAUUUGGGACAACCCGCUUUUCAAGCACCUCGCUCGCAAGGCGAUGCCAGUGUCCAAAGAUCAGAACCCAAUGGCCCUCGUCCGCGUCAUGACGAGCCUCGAGGGCGCCAUCACCAUCAACUCACCGAGGGGGUUGUUUCUGUCCGGCGAGGUCGGAGUCGGGAAGUCCAUGUUGAUCGAUCUUCUCGCACAGGGCCUGCCGACGGAGAGGAAGAAGCGGUGGCAUUUCAAUACGUUUAUGCUGUAUACUUUUUCGCAGCUCGAACGGUUCCGCCAGUCUCAUCCCGAGCUGUCCGGGAACGAGAAGGAGUACUCCAUGCUUUGGCUCGCCAAAAAGCUCGUUGAGGAGUCUCCGGUCCUGUUCCUGGACGAAUUCCAACUACCCGAUCGAGCAGCGAGCAAGAUCCUUAGCCACCUCUUCAUAGCAUUCUUCCAUCUUGGAGGCGUUCUCAUCGCCUCUUCCAACCGAAUGCCCGAAGAGCUUCAGAAGGCUAUUGGCGUCGAGUACACCGUCGCCCCCUCGGAUGGUUUCCUCAAGAGUCUGUUUCUCGGCGGCGCCCGUUCGCGUGGUACUCGACAUAGCCAAAACGACUUUGCUGCGUUUCUGGAAGUUCUCAAAGCUCGUUGUGACUUUUGGCACAUGGAGGGGGCAACUGACUGGCGGCGUCGUGAGACUGGGGAGAAGGUAACGGUUGAAACGACAUCUAUCAAGGGAAUUGGAGCUGUGGAAGAGUCAGCUGAGGAUCAAGAGGAAAUGACAAAACCCGCCAAGUAUUUCCUCUCCCCCGAAGCCUCCAGCUGGACGACGGAGCUGUCGGACCUCCUUUCCAGAUCCUGGACCCCAGCAACCCUCACAGUCUACGGUCGCACGAUCGCGAUUCCGCGCCAGCGGGACGGCGUCGUCCACUGGGACUUUGACGACCUCGUCGCCACAUUCGGUCCCGCCGACUACGUGACCAUGGCCUCCACCUACCACACCUUCAUCGUCGACAACGUCCCAACCUUGACGACGCUGCACAAGAAUGAGGCCCGCCGCUUCAUCACCCUCCUCGACGCCCUCUAUGAGGCUCGCUGCAAGCUCUUCGUCCGCGCCGAGGCUGGGCCCGACGACCUCUUCUUCCCGGACAUCCGUGCCGCCCAGGCCGAGGCAGAUCUUGCCGCCGCCGCCGCCGCUUCCAAGGCGGGGACGGGCGAAGAAGUUAUAGACUCAGACGCGAUCCACUCCGAGACCAUCGCCGAGGUAUACCAAGACCAAGCCGCGCCCUUCCGCCCCAACAUCUCCUACUACGACACGGAGCUGCCCACUUCGAAAUAUGACCCGGACCAAGACUCGGACUUUGGCCGCCUCGGCAACGUCAGCAGCGCCACGGGGGCCUCCAGUCCCAACUUUAGCAACACGGCCGGCUUUAUUGGCGAGGACGAGCGCUUCGCUUAUCGGCGCGCCGCGAGCCGGCUGUGGGAGCUUUGCAGUGCUGCAUGGCACGCCCGUGGGGCCGAGAGUGAGCCGGCGGACUGGUGGACGCCCGUUCCGCGCACGGCACGGCACUGGGAGGACUCAGCGCCGUCGAAGCCAAAGAAGGACGAACCCUUGCUGCCGCGGCGGCAGACUGAUGCCACCAUGGGCCCGUCGCGGCCUAUCGACGAACCGUUUGGGACGGAUAAGCUUGUUAUUGACAGGUGGCAGGCCUUGGAGGAGGCGGAACGGCGACGCGAUGAGUCGUCUCAGGGGAGAUGAGAACGUUUUGAAGGGGGGGGUUCCGCGGAAUCUGUUGGUUCCUAUGAGGUCCGAAUAGUCGAUCUAUGGGAGUGUUGGGUUGGCACACUAACCGAAAGUUCCCAAUCAUUGAUCAUCUGGGCCAAAUCCCCUACCAGCGGCCGUUGCCGAACCCCUCUUGUUGGCUUGUCUAUACCAUUUAUUUCCCUGGUUGAUUUUCCUCGAGUUUGUUGGAUAAAGGCACAUAGAACGGCGCAUGGCAUAGCAUUCUGGCGGUGCAGGAACUUCUGAGCAUACGUCGCAUGAAAGACAACGUCAAGACCUUUGAGUCUUUGCAGGGCGGAUAUUUGAUAGAACCAGUGUGAUCUGGCCCCUUAUGGACAGCCGCAAUUGACAUUUCGAACAACAAACAAAAAGACAUCCUUCCCAAUCUACCACUUUUAUAACGCCCAAGACUCCAGAAUGCUCGAAAUAACCUCCCCCUCCCCUCCCUAAAAAUUCGGCCUAGAGGUUCGUGACCCCGGGUGUCCACGCCUCCCCGAUCCUCCUGACCUCCCCCUCGAACUUCUUGCU
Colletotrichum destructivum is the source of this 3380-nucleotide messenger RNA. Its product is annotated as Putative ATPase, AFG1, P-loop containing nucleoside triphosphate hydrolase. Lineage: Eukaryota; Fungi; Ascomycota; Sordariomycetes; Glomerellales; Glomerellaceae. The coding region runs from base 792 to 2828 and encodes 678 amino acids. The record is from RefSeq and is a predicted model, not a curated record. Gene Ontology annotation, cellular component: mitochondrion; cytoplasm. The transcript is spliced from 2 exons. Gene Ontology annotation, molecular function: ATP binding; ATP hydrolysis activity.